Plenodomus lingam JN3 is the source of this 777-nucleotide messenger RNA. RefSeq lists its product as uncharacterized. Lineage: Eukaryota; Fungi; Ascomycota; Dothideomycetes; Pleosporales; Leptosphaeriaceae. The record is from RefSeq and is a predicted model, not a curated record.
AUGUUGCAGUUUGGACAUUUGGACCCAACACGACGAUUUCGCUUUCUACCAACCAACGCUCCUCUGGGCAACAUGACCAGAUUGUCGCUCGAGGACUUUGACAGGCACAUUGAGAGCCUACGCGCGCAGCUACAGUUCCUGAAUGAGUCUCUUGAAGGCACAGAUCACAAUGCCCCCGACUGGCUGGCCACAGAUCUCUUAUCGCUACGGAACAAGUCGGGAAGGCUACAUGACGACAUGAAGCGCUUUCGAGACGAGUUGGACAGGCAGGGUCUGGCCGAGAAAAAGGCAAAAACCUCGCAAAAACGACUCAGUAUAGAAGGCUCAAAAGCGGCACGAUCUAGCCCAAUCUCGCAACCCUCCACCACCCGAAAAUCAGCCAUCUCUCCCCCUGUCGAUCAAAGUCCCACACCAAAGGGCAAACCCACGCAAAAUGCGGAUGAGUAUGUCGUCCAACACAUCGAUGUCACAGAGGAAGUCAAUCGGAGAUUGCGCGAAAGUCGUCUGCGGCGCCUCAUGGAGACACCAAGGACGGCACAGAAACGAAAGUACAACGCGUUCGACGAACCGCGGUCUGAAAGCGCUACAGAGACAGACGAUGAGGCAGGAUCAAGGGGAGGGUACAGUGGCAGCGAGUAUGAAAGAACGCCAACAAAGCGUCUGAAGAGCACUGGGGCAUUCGAGCAGACAGGGAAGCGCAAAGAUAAUGGCCAUGCAGCAGCGGGGACGAAUGAACAGCAUCAAGAUCGAUCGAGCUUCAAAAGAAGGAAAGUCUAA